Molecule: messenger RNA, 3578 nt
Organism: Vigna unguiculata (cowpea)
Lineage: Eukaryota; Viridiplantae; Streptophyta; Magnoliopsida; Fabales; Fabaceae
Product: Pentatricopeptide repeat (PPR) superfamily protein
Biological process (GO): RNA modification
Molecular function (GO): zinc ion binding; protein binding; RNA binding
Source: RefSeq, a predicted model, not a curated record
UGGCAGUGGUGCGGCUGUGCCUAAACCUACCUAUUCCUCAUAAACUGUUACUUCUGCUUCCUCUUCGCUCUGCUUCGCCCAGCGCAUCCCUAUGCCUCAAGCUCUCCCUCUCAUCUCAUUUACUUCUUGAGAUACAUAUUCGCACCUAGACCACCUUCAUUCCUCAGUUCAUAACAGGGACCACUGUGUGCUAUUUGGGACUAUCGUAUGGUGUGUUGGAGCGCGCAUGUCACCUGUUCGACACAUUGACUGCGAGGAAGGUGCAACUUUUGUUUUAAUUGUCACAAAUGACGACGUGAAUUUCUUGGAUGAAAGGACCAAAGAUUGCAGGGAAUGAAAGUUUAAAGGUAGUUUUUGAUUCUCUAAGGAAGUUUCAUGGCAAGGAAUUUAGGCAGCUACUAUCAGGAGAAUAUACUCAAAUGGCUGGUCGUGCUGGCAGAAGAGGACUUGACAAGAUUGGUACUGUUAUUCUGUAUGUCGUGAUGAACUCCCAGAAGAGAGUGAUUUAAAGCGUGUUAUUGUUGGAAGUGCAACUAAACUUGAAUCUCAAUUUUGGCUAACCUAUAUUAUGAUUGUACAUCUUCUUCGGGUUGAGGAAUUAAAGAAUUUGGCGCAAAGAACGAGCUUUCCAUUUUCCGUUUGUCUUCCAUGAAUUACAUCAAAGCAUGUACGAGGAAAAAGGGAAAUUUGACAUUUCAAAAACGACACUUUCAGGUCGAUGCUUCCAUCAUCAAGACAGGCUUCGAUCCUAACACGUAUCGUUUGAACUUCCAAGUAAAGAGUCAUCUCCUACAUGGGGAUUUGGUUGCAGCACGCAAACUGUUCGACGAAAUUCCUCACAAGAACAUCAUCUCCACCAACACUAUGAUCACGGGUUACUUAAACUCUGGCAAUCUUUCCACUGCUAGGAGCUUGUUUGACGGCAUGGUCGAACGCUCGGUUGUUACCUGGACAAUGCUCAUUGGUGGCUACGCUCAGAACAAUAAGUUCCGCGAAGCUUUCGGUCUCUUCGCUGAUAUGUGUAGGCACGGCAUGAUUCCGGAUCAUGUCACCUUGACGACUCUCUUAUCUGGGUUCACUGAGUUUGAUAGUGUCAAUGAAGUCGAACAAGUGCAUGCCCAUGUUGUCAAAAUGGGGUAUGAUUCCACCCUCACGGUUUGCAACUCGUUGCUUGAUUCUUACUGUAAGACUCGUAGCCUUGGUUUGGCUUGUCACCUCUUCAAGCAUAUGCCAGAGAAAGAUAAUGUAACUUUCAAUGUGUUGUUGACGGGGUACUCCAAAGAGGGCUUCAAUCAUGAUGCUAUCAAUCUGUUUUUCAAGAUGCAGAAUUUGGGGUUCAAGCCUACGGACUUUACUUUUGCUGCGGUUUUAACUGCAGGCAUACAGUUGGAUGAUAUAGAAUUUGGCCAACAAGUUCACAGUUUUGUGGUGAAGUGUAACUUUGUGUGGAAUGUGUUUGUGGCUAAUGCUUUGCUUGAUUUCUACUCGAAGCAUGACCGUGUUGUUGAAGUGAGGAAGCUUUUUUAUGAGAUGCCGGAGGUGGAUGGUAUCUCUUACAAUGUGAUCAUCACGAGUUGUGCAUGGAAUGAAAGAGUGGAGGAAUCGCUUGAACUUUUCAGGGAGUUACAGUUUACAAGAUUUGAUCGGCGGCAAUUCCCAUUUGCAACCUUGUUGAGCAUUGCUGCAAAUGCUUUGAACCUGGAAAUGGGUAGGCAAAUCCAUUCCCAGGCUAUUGUAACAGAUGCCAUUUCAGAAAUUCUGGUUGGGAAUUCUUUGGUUGACAUGUAUGCUAAAUGUGACAAAUUUGGGGAAGCAAAUAGGAUUUUUGCUGAUCUGGCUCAUCAAAGUUCAGUUCCAUGGACAGCCCUGAUCUCCGGUUAUGUUCAGAAGGGGCUCCAUGAAGACGGCCUAAAGCUAUUUAUUGAGAUGCAAAGAGCCAAAAUACGUGCUGACUCAGCCACUUACGCCAGUAUCUUAAGAGCCUGCGCAAAUCUAGCUUCACUGACACUGGGAAAACAGUUACACUCGCAUAUCAUCAGAUCUGGAUGCAUUUCAAAUGUAUUUUCUGGGAGUGCACUGGUUGACAUGUAUGCAAAAUGUGGAUCCAUAAAAGAAGCACUUCAUAUGUUUCAAGAGAUGCCUACAAGGAACUGUGUCUCUUGGAAUGCACUGAUUUCAGCUUAUGCACAAAACGGAGACGGUGCCCAUGCUCUUAGAUCAUUUGAACAAAUGGUUCAUUCAGGUCUGCAACCAAAUUCGGUUAGCUUCCUUAGCAUUUUGUGUGCCUGCAGCCACUGUGGUCUAGUUGAAGAAGGAUUACAAUACUUCAACUCCAUGACUCAAGUGUAUAAAUUUGUACCCAAAAAAGAGCAUUACGCAUCAAUGGUUGAUAUGCUAUGUCGCAGUGGACGAUUUGAUGAGGCUGAGAAAUUGAUGGCUCGGAUGCCGUUUGAACCAGAUGAGAUAAUGUGGACAUCGAUUCUCAACUCAUGCAGGAUCCAUAAGAAUCAAGAGAUGGCAAAGAGAGCAGCAGAUCAACUAUUCAAUAUGAAGAUCCUUAGAGAUGCUGCUCCAUAUGUUAGCCUUUCCAAUAUAUAUGCAGCAGCUGGUGAAUGGGAGAAUGUGGGAAAGGUGAAGAAGGCCAUGAGAGAGCGAGGGGUCAGAAAGGUCCCAGCAUACAGUUGGGUUGAAAUUCAACAGAGGACUCAUGUUUUCUCAGCGAAUGACAUGUCUCACCCACAGAUGAAAGAGAUAACAAGGAUGCUUGAUGAGUUGGAAGAGCAAAUGGAGAAACAAGGGUAUAAACCUGACUCAAACUGUGCGCUGCACAAUGUGGAUGAGGAAGUCAAGGUAGAGUCCCUUAAGUAUCACAGUGAACGCAUUGCCAUUGCGUUUGCACUUAUUAGCACCCCAAAAGGGUCACCCAUAUUGGUGAUGAAGAACCUACGAGCUUGUAACGAUUGCCACGCUGCCAUCAAGGUAAUCUCCAAGAUAGUAAACCGGGAAAUCACAGUCAGGGAUUCAAGUAGAUUCCAUCAUUUCAGAGAUGGAUCUUGCUCCUGUAAGGACUACUGGUAAUUUGCCUUUAUUUCAUCUACAUAUUCAUCAAUUUUACUUACAAAGAAAAGGCAUUAACCUUGACAAAGAGUUCGUGUCCAUUGUGAAAUUCAUCUUCAUUUAUACCCUUGUUUAUUUAUACCAAUUUUCUACCCUACUGGUUAUAGGAGAAAACAUACUAUUCCUUCCAAGCAAGAAAAAAAAAAAUCCUUGAUAGAGUUUGCUUCCACUAUCAUAUCACACAUUUUUCUGUUUUUAUUUGUACCAUUAUUUAUACCAAGAGAAACAUGAUUUCACACAACAAAUUGUCUCACAAAUUACUCAUCCAGAAAUUGGUGUCUCUUUAAUAGUCCAUUACAUUAUAAUAAAAGACAAUCUUAUUCAUAGCUUUCUAAUUUGAAUGCUCAGCCUGUUUUUGUUGGGAAUUCACAGUAGAGCUUUACACAAUACUCCUCCAGCGUAUUCUGAAAUCUAGUUGCAUUUAUCACUGGCAAUAAUAUUUCCCAUAGAUUACUUUUUAU